AUGAAUCCGCUGGCAUUCUUGGGAGGACCAAACCUGAUUGAAGGACUGGGUCCAAGAGAUGGAGGAUCUUUUGGAAGUGCUGGAGUGCACGGAGGAACAGAAGGUAUGUUUUGCUGCCUUCAAACUAGUGGGGGAGGCAAAGAGAUGGUGGCGAUCGGCAAAGCUGGUAGAGGAGCAGCGUCCAGGAUACGGGAUUGUCACGCGGUAUUGAACUACACACCUUCACAACAGCGGUGUGGAGGAAGUAAUCAAGUGACUAGAGGAGGUCACCAAGGGGGCACCACGCAGGCGCGGGUGUACUCAUUGACGCCGGGUGAUGUAGAGAACGCCAAAAAUGUGGUGACAGGUAUGAUUUCAUUUAUGUCACUUAAUGCUAUUGUAAUGUUCGACUCAGGGGCUACCCACUCAUUUGUAUCCCGAAGAUUUGCUAAAGUAUGUGGCAUUGAUGCCCAGUUGUUAAGGGUUGAGUUAGGAGUGGCUAUGCCGGCAGGGUCGGUUAUUGUGUGCAGUAAGGUGGUUAAAGACCAUCCGAUAGAGAUUCAGGGGAGGAAGUUGUCUGCCAGUCUCAUUGUUCUAGAGAUGCAGGGAUUCAAUAUUAUCUUGGGGAUGGACUGGUUAGCAUCUAGCUAUGCGAGCAUAGAGUGCCGAAAGAAGGAGGUAGUGUUUGGACCUCCGGGGGAGGAAGAGUUUAAUUUAUAG
This is a messenger RNA of Malania oleifera, 699 nucleotides long. RefSeq lists its product as uncharacterized. The coding region runs from base 1 to 699 and encodes 232 amino acids. Lineage: Eukaryota; Viridiplantae; Streptophyta; Magnoliopsida; Santalales; Ximeniaceae. The record is from RefSeq and is a predicted model, not a curated record. The transcript is spliced from 2 exons.